AUGAUAGCUGUUAUAUUAAACCUUGCUAUAUUAACAUUUUUACAAUAUAAUACUAAUUACCAACAACCUGUCAUAUCAUACAAGUUUGCAACCACAUCUGGCAUAAAUUAUUAUCACAACCUGGUUAAUACAAACAAUGUAUACCAAAAUAUUAAGCAACAAAAUGGACCCCGUUUUAAAAGAAUUUUAAGAAGCGUACUGCAAGAAUCGGACAUCUUUAUACGUAAUCCCUCUCUCCAAAUGGAAGAUUAUUUAGGGGAAAUUAGUCCUGAAGUACUUGCAUUAUAUCCAUUAUUGCCAAAUUAUGAUCAUGAUUAUGAUGAUGAUACCUCCCCUCUUAUUAUUGUUAAUGAUUUGAAUAAUCAAGAAAACGUACCACAAAACCAGAAUAAUUACGAGAAUAUCUUAAUAGAUUUUUUAAUUGAUGCCGCUCAGAAUGCGCCUGAUGGUACUAAUACUAAUACAACAAAUGCAGAAACAAACUCAGACGAACCGAAUAAUUCAAGUUCAUCAUCUAUUUCUCCAGAGGAUCGUAUUAUAUUGGAUCGUUUAAAUUUAAUUUAUCGUAUGGAUGCACUUUGGGAAACGUCUGUUAAUAACAUGUUCGCGCAAUUUAAUGAACUUGCAGACUCACUUCAACUAAUCCAAGAAUCAAGACUUGUUAUAUGGAAUGAAACUUGGAGACCACAUUUAGAGUCUUUGCUUAACACAAUUGUGACUCUCUUUGAAAAUUAUAAUAUAAGUACAUCUGAAAUUGAAGAUCAAGUUAUAAGCAUCGCUGAGCAGGCAAAACUUGAUUUUCAAGUCUUUUUAACUUCAACUAGAGAUGCAGUUUUGCAAGCUUUGGGUACUAAUAUACCAAAUUAA
This is a messenger RNA of Plasmodium vinckei vinckei, 867 nucleotides long. Its product is annotated as Plasmodium exported protein, unknown function. The record is from RefSeq and is a predicted model, not a curated record. The transcript has 2 exons. Bases 1 to 867 code for a protein of 288 amino acids. Lineage: Eukaryota; Apicomplexa; Aconoidasida; Haemosporida; Plasmodiidae.